UUUAUGUAUAAAUAUGCUGAUCUCUUCGUCUCCAAGUGUAAAUCAUUCCCCACAGAGAAACAAGAAGAAGAAGAAGAAGAACACAUGGAUUGGUUCUUAUGGCUUUCAAGAACACCUUUACAUCCUGCUCUGGUCUACGAGUACGGCCUUGCCCUAGCCCAUAACCAGCUUGAGCGAGAAGAUAUCCGCUAUUUCAACCACGAAUUUCUUCAGAGUAUCGGAAUCUCCAUUGCCAAGCACCGUCUCGAGAUCCUCAAGCUCGCUCGCAAGGACACCGCACUUCGUCCCCGUCCGAUCACUCGUCUUCUUCUCGCUGUUAAGAGUACCAAGCGCCGUUUUGCUAAUCUAAUUCGUAGUUUCACUUAUCGGGAUCAAGACGACUCCAAAGCCCUAGUUCUUGUUCCGAAAUCUACUUACGCGGGUAAAUUUCUCAAACCGAAUAGGAAUUUGACUAUCGCUAAACAGCAGGGGAAGUUUCUUCUCACUAAUCGAAGUCCGGAUACUUCUGGUCUGUUGCCGCGUGUUCACAGCUUUUCCGGUCCGAUUCUGUAUGGGCUCCGGCCGGAGGAGAGGAGGAAGAAGAAGAAGAAGCAGAAUGGUUACUGGAGGAAUGGCGUCCAGGAGAUCAGUGGAUGCUGCUGUGUAUGGGAAUUGGGAAUGCUUCACUGUUUCUUUCUCAGUGGCAGAAGACAAGCUUUAGGAAGAAGAAGGGUGUGAUGAUUCUCCCAUUACCAUGUUUGUUUCUCUGUUUCUGGAGUAUGAUUCGUUCGUUCGUUCGUUCGUUCGUUCAUGCCUUUAGCUCUCUGUUCUAACAGGCUCAAUGAAUGGGAUGUUGAUUUGUUGAGUAGA
Molecule: messenger RNA, 849 nt
Organism: Cucurbita moschata (crookneck pumpkin)
Lineage: Eukaryota; Viridiplantae; Streptophyta; Magnoliopsida; Cucurbitales; Cucurbitaceae
Exons: 2
Coding region: 4-717 (237 amino acids)
Source: RefSeq, a predicted model, not a curated record